Raphanus sativus (radish) is the source of this 4598-nucleotide messenger RNA. RefSeq names its product E3 ubiquitin-protein ligase RKP. The transcript is spliced from 11 exons. NCBI's taxonomy places the organism in Eukaryota, Viridiplantae, Streptophyta, Magnoliopsida, Brassicales, Brassicaceae. Gene Ontology annotation, biological process: protein ubiquitination; ubiquitin-dependent protein catabolic process. Gene Ontology annotation, molecular function: ubiquitin-ubiquitin ligase activity; protein binding. Gene Ontology annotation, cellular component: cytoplasm; ubiquitin ligase complex. The record is from RefSeq and is a predicted model, not a curated record. The coding region runs from base 502 to 4332 and encodes 1276 amino acids.
AAAAAACGCCGGAGCGUCGAUUAGAAGACGUAAUCACCCACGUCAUUAACACCGACACGUGUCAGUUGAAGACCCGAAUGCCACACGAUUCAUUGGCUCGUUCGGUGGUAGCCUCCGGUCUCUGAUUCCGUGGCGCUCUUUCUUCUUCUCUUCCCUCUUCUCUCUCUCUAUUCCCCAAACAUUUGGGCAUUGAAGAAUCUCUCUCUCCCUUCCAGAAGAAGAAAAAUAGAAAAAUAGAAAAAGUCUUCUCCUUUAUUUUUUUUUUUAAGAAAUAGCAAACAAAACCUAGCACGACUCCGCCGUCUUUGCUUUUCGUUCAGAUUUGGUGGUUUCAUCUGUUUGAAAUCGGCUUUCAAUUUCUCCGCUUUUCCGAGCUCUUGAUCUCAAGAGUGUGGCUUCUUUGUGAUUUGGUUGUGUUGAAGAGUUAAGGUUAUUGGUGGAGUUAUUUAAGAAAAUCUUCGAGAGUGUGACAGAGAGAUUGACAAAUCUGUCAAUGCCAAUAUGGCUGAAGACACCCUACGGGUUGGUGGUGGUAUGAUGUCUUCUGGUUUAGCCGUUUUACUCAAUGGUGAAGACAACGCCAAGGAGAGUUCAUCUAAAUCUCGCAUCGUUCCACAUUUUGAUUAUUCCGUUCAGCGACCUCUAGAACGGACCAUCGAGUUCGUAUUUGGUCUACCAGAGAAGUCUGUUGGUCCAUUGGACGGCGGCAAAGUGGACAGUAGCUUGGUCCGAGCGGUGAUCAGGAAUCAAUUCUCCAAGGUUCAUUGUGAGUUUGAUGCUUCGGUGAGUCAGAGAGAAGGGAUCUCUGUUGUGAGUCACGGUGUUGUUGGACCUUCCGUUGUUGGCCUCGAAGAGGAUAGCAUAUGCGGUGAGAUCAGGACUGUGAAGCCGCCUCUUGUGUUGGAGAGCUUUGCGCUCUUCAGCUCCGCCAGGGCUAACGCUUGUGUCUGGAAAGGCAGAUGGAUGUAUGAAGUUGCUUUAGAGACCUCUGGGAUUCAACAGCUUGGUUGGGCUAGUAUUGCUUGUCCUUUCACUGACCAGAAAGGUGUGGGUGAUGCUGAUGAUUCGUAUGCUUUUGAUGGUCGAAGGGUGAGCAAAUGGAACAAUGAAUCUGAACCUUAUGGGCAGUCUUGGGUAGCUGGUGACGUCAUCGGUUGCUGCAUAGAUUUGAACUGUGAUGAGAUAUCUUUCUACAGGAAUGGCGUCUCCCUUGGGGUUGCAUUUUCUGGUAUUAGGAAACUUGGACCUGGAUUUGGGUAUUACCCUGCUAUUUCUCUUUCUCAAGGUGAGAGAUGUGAGUUAAAUUUCGGUGCUUACCCGUUCAAAUACCCUGUGGAAGGUUUCCUACCUCUCCAAGAAGCUCCACCUCGAAGUUCUUUUGCAACAGAGCUACUACGCUGCUUCUCAAGAUUGCUGGAUAGGCCGGACCGUUCGUUGGCUGAUACAUUAAGUAGACUUAGGAGGUUUGCCUCCGUUGAAGAACUCUUUUCCCCUGUUUCUCGUGCCAUAUGUGAUGAGUUCUACUACAUGCUUGGGCAAGACCCUUUGUUGCCUGAGUACUUAGGACGGGGUGCAUUUCUCUCAUUCCUCUUAGAGAUUUUUAGAACUCAAGCCCCGCAUGACUGUUCAAGUUUAGACAGAGUUCUUGAUGUGCUUCUUGAGUCCCCACUGUCUCAUUUGAUCUUUGCGCAUGUAAUAAACGCUCUCGCUUUUAGCUGCAAAACAGCAACGCUUACUCUAACCGAGUGUCCAUACUCAGGACCUUAUCCCUAUCUUGCGCUGGCUUGUCAUUUGUUAAGACGGGAAGAAAUGAUGGUACUGUGGUGGAGAUCUUUGCAUUUCGAGUUUCUGUUCGAAGGUUUCUUGUCAUGCCGGAGUUCCAACAAGCACGACUUACAGCAACUAAUGCCUGUUGUUUGGUGGCCUGGAUCCUCUGAAGAUAUAUCCCACGAGAGUAGCAUGGGCUUUACGAUCUCUGCUCUCUCUGAAGCCAUUAACAAGAUCGAGGAGAAGCAGAGAAACCUCUGUCUCUUGGUCAUACAGUUCAUACCACCCAUAUCGCCUCCCCAGCUUCCUGGUUCAGCAUUCAGGGGAUUCCUACAGAACCUCUUAUUAAAGAACAGAGGCGCGGACAGGAAUCUGGCCCCUUCAGGAGUUACACGAAACUCAGUUCUUGUCUCUCUGUUCUCGGUUAUACUCCAUUUUUUGUCAGAAGGUUUUGAGAUGCUGAAGAGUAGUGAAACUGUCCGUCACAAUGUUGGUUUCCUUCACAGAGGUGGUCAGCAGACGUUUCCAUUGAGUUUGUUUCUUAAAAAUGAUCCACACCGAGCUGACAUCACCAGGCUUGGCGGGUUGUUUAGUCAUAUAUCGAAGUCCUACCCUACAGAUGAUCAAGAGGAAGAAAUUAUGCGGUGGGAAGAAGGUUGUAUGGAUGAUGAACACAGUAGAGUAACUCACAGAACCGAGCAGAAGCCAUGCUGUUGCAUAGCCUAUGAUACUGAUCUUACUAAAUCCUUAAAGGACCGAGGAAAGAAUACUGCGAAAAGUACUCGUGGUCAGUGCAGCUCUAUUCCUGAGAGAUCCUCUCAUGUUGCUGCAGAAUGUAGUGGUGGAAGUUUCAGUGAAGAAAUAGAGGACAAGCCUAGCACGAGUAAUCAGUCUGACCCCGACUUUGGUUAUCGUCCAGUAAGAUUUAUGAGGACUUCAAUACAAGAGAGUAGAAUAUCAUCUGCUAUACUAAGCGAAGAGGAACUGUUAGAUUCUCUAUUGCUAUUAUACCAUAUUGCUGUUGCUCCAAAUUUUAAGCAGGCAUCAUACUACAUGUCUCAACAAUCGCAAUCAAUAUCACUUCUUGAAGAAACAGAUAAACAAAUAAGAGAACGAGCUUCUAGUGACCAAUUAAAGCGCUUGAAGGAAGCUCGCAAAAGUUACAAGGAAGAAGUGAUGGAGUGCGUCAGACAUUCUGCAUGGUUUCGCAUCUCAUUGUUCUCUCGGUGGAAGCAAAGGGGAAUGUAUGCGUUGUGUAUGUGGGUUGUUCAGUUACUUCUGAUUCUCAGCAAAAUGGAUUCUGUGUUUGUGUACAUUCCAGAGUUUUACCUUGAAUCUUUGGUAGAUUGUUUCCAUGUGCUUCGCAAGAGUGAUCCUCCGUUUGUUCCAUCAACAACGUUUAUCAAGCAAGGACUAUCAUCAUUUAUAACUUUUGUAGUAACGCACUUCAACGAUUCAAGGAUAUCGAACACAGAUCUUAGAGAUCUACUUCUCCAGUCAAUAUCCGUCUUGGUACAGUACAAAGAGUACAUGGAAGCUUUUGAGAACAACGAGGCAGCUACUCGGCACAUGCCUGCAGCUCUACUGUCAGCGUUUGACAAUAGAUCUUGGAUCCCUGUCACGAAUAUAUUUCUUCGUCUUUGCAAAGGUUCCGGAUUUAGCUCUUUGAAGAACGGGGAGUCUUCCUUUUCAUCAACUGUCUUCCAGGCUCUUCUACGAGAUGCUUGUAUCAAUGACUGUGAAUUACUCUCUACUUUUCUUAACCGGCUAUUCAACACGCUGAGCUGGACCAUCACUGAGUUUUCCGUCUCGGUGCGAGACAUGCAAGAAAAGUAUCAGGUAAUGGAGUUUCAGCAGAGGAAAUGUUGCGUGAUAUUUGAGCUUUCAAGCAAUCUCGCAAGGGUCUUAGAGUUCUGCACUUCUGCAAUACCACAAGCAUUUCUUUCUGGGACGGACACAAAUCUCCGUAGGCUCACUGAGUUGAUUCUUUUCAUCUUGAAUCACAUGACCUCAGCAGUAGAUGACGAGUUCUUUGAUCUGUCACUUAGACGGCAAGGACAACCUUCAGAGAAACUUAGCCGAGGGAUCUUAUUAGCUCCUUUGGUUGGUAUCAUCUUGAAUCUCUUGGAUGCUAGUGAAGAAGAUACAAAACAGAAGCAACAACAUGACGUAGUUGGUCUUUUCGCGAGCAUGGACUGUCCUGAUACAGUCUAUUGCGGGUUUCAAUACCUCUUGGAAUAUGACUGGGACGGUUGUGUAAGCGGUGAUGAUGCGUAUGUGAAGAAACUUGGACAGCUGGCGAGUUUCUUGAACCACCUCGUGAACCGAACUUCGUCACAAGAACCUGCAAGAAUCGAAGAGCUGUUCAACAAAGACGCAACAGAUUUAGAUGACAACACGUGCUGUAUCUGCUACGCGGGUGAUGCUAAUGCGAUGCUUGUUCCGUGUUCACAUCGGUCAUGUUACGGUUGCAUAACUAGACAUCUUCUCAAUUGUCAGAGAUGUUUCUUCUGCAAUGCUACGGUUAUUGAUGUUAUAAGAGAUAACGAAGAAGAAGACAACUGAUGCUGAUCACAGAUGAAGCAUAGGGUAGUUGCAGCAGCAGCAGACAACACAAAAUAAAAGGAUUUUAGGUGGGCAGGAAAGAAAGAAAGAAAGAAAAAUUAUAGUAUAGGAUGAUGAAUAAGACCAGAUAAAAACAAAUGUCUGUGAUAGUUUUGUAUUACCUUUGGUAAUGAUGGUUGCUAGGCUUCUUUCUUCUUUUUUUUUUCUUGUAUAUAUGAGAAUGAAAUGGAAAAAAAAUUAAAAGACGCAAUGUUUUUGAUUGGUUU